Serinus canaria (Common canary) is the source of this 1248-nucleotide messenger RNA. It is a transcript of the gene SVOPL, whose product is annotated as SVOP like. Gene Ontology annotation, biological process: transmembrane transport. Bases 1 to 1248 code for a protein of 415 amino acids. Gene Ontology annotation, cellular component: membrane. Gene Ontology annotation, molecular function: transmembrane transporter activity. Lineage: Eukaryota; Metazoa; Chordata; Aves; Passeriformes; Fringillidae. The record is from RefSeq and is a predicted model, not a curated record. The transcript is spliced from 11 exons.
AUGGUGUUUUUUGGCUACAUGGUGUUCAGCAUAGUACUCGGGCUCCUGGCUGACCGAUAUGGCCGCUGGAAGAUCCUGCUGCUCUCCUUCCUCUGGGCAGCCUAUUUCUCCCUGCUGACCUCGUUUGCCCCAUCCUACAUCUGGUUUGUGUUCCUGCGGGCCAUGGUGGGAGGUGGCGUGUCGGGCCACGCGCAAGGACUUAUCAUAAAAACGGAAUUUUUGCCCACCAAAUAUCGGGGAUACAUGUUGCCCUUAUCUCAGGUGUUUUGGUUGGCAGGAUCCUUGCUGAUCAUUGGCCUGGCAUCAGUGGUGAACCCAACCAUCGGCUGGCGGUGGUUGAUCAGAAUUGCCUCCAUCCCUGGCAUCCUUCUGAUCCUGGUGUUCAAGUUCAUCCCAGAGUCAGCACGGUACAACGUGUCCACGGGGAACACGGGGGCUGCGCUGGCCACGCUGCAGAGGAUAGCCAGGAUCAACAGGGCAGCUGGGCCAGAGGGGCAGCUGAGGGAGCCUGCCAAGGAAAGAAGGGGAAGUUUCAAGGACCUCAUCCACCCCAAAUACCUCAGAACCACUUUGCAGAUAUGGAUCAUAUGGCUUGGCAUAGCUUUUGCUUAUUACGGCGUCAUCUUGGCCAGUGCUGAGUUGCUGGAGCGGGACCUUGUGUGUGGCUCUGCAGCCCCAGCGCUGCAGGACUCCAGGGAUGACUCUGAGGAGAGCCACAGCCCGUGCCAUUGCCGCUUGUUUGGGCCUGCUGCCUACCAGAGCAUGAUCAUCAGCACAGCCGGGGAGAUCGCGCUGAAUCCUGUGAACAUUCUCUGCAUCAAUCUCCUUGGAAGACGUCUAAGCCUGUGUAUCACCAUGGGAUGUACAGCUCUAUUCUUUCUUCUCCUUAAUAUCUGCACCUCAAGUGCAGGCACAGUUGGCUUUCUCUUCAUGCUGCGUGCCUUGGUUUCAGCCAACUUCAACACCAUCUACAUUUACACAGCAGAGGUUUAUCCCACCACAAUGCGAGCGCUGGGGAUGGGGACAAGUGGGGCAUUGUGCCGUGUGGGAGCAAUGGUGGCUCCAUUUAUAUCACAAGUUCUUAUUAGUGCUUCUUUCUUGGGAGCCCUGUGUCUCUUCUCCUCUGUGUGCAUCAUCUGUGCCAUCUCUGCAGUCACACUGCCCAUUGAGACCAAGGGCAGGGCCCUGCAGGUGGGUACCACCACUCUGGGAGCUCCUGUGGCUCUAAAUGCUGUUAGGGACUUGUAG